AUGAAGCAGAUAUCCGUCGGCUCCCUCGCAAGUGAAGAAUCUGCGCGCGCCUUGGUGCGUGACGAUGCAGUUUUCCAGCGUAUACAGCGGGCGAAAAAAGCCCUGCGUGCGAGGGCCAACAGGGUGAGAAAGCCUGCGCGCAACCUCGCACCAAGAUCUCUGGUUAAGUUCAAGGCCUCACCAAACAGGUUGAAGGCGGAUUACCAGUGGAAGGGCCCCGCCACGGUCCGUUCACAGAAUAUCUCGGUCAAAUACACGAUCUCUUUCCGUGGUAAAGAG
This is a messenger RNA of Sphaeroforma arctica JP610, 279 nucleotides long. RefSeq lists its product as hypothetical. The annotation marks the transcript as partial. The record is from RefSeq and is a predicted model, not a curated record. The transcript has a single exon. NCBI's taxonomy places the organism in Eukaryota, Ichthyosporea, Ichthyophonida.